Messenger RNA from Nerophis lumbriciformis (worm pipefish), 225 nucleotides. The record is from RefSeq and is a predicted model, not a curated record. Lineage: Eukaryota; Metazoa; Chordata; Actinopteri; Syngnathiformes; Syngnathidae.
AUGGCAGCCAGUGGGUUAAAGUGCAUGAGGUUGACCGAGCACCAGACCAAAGUUUUGGAGGAAAGUUAUAAAAAGCAUCGGUGUCCCGACCAGGUGUCACUCAUGUUAAUUGCCGCUGAAACUGGACUCUCUGAAGUGGAGACGGAGCAAUGGUUCAAGCAGCGCAACUCCAAGUGGCGCCAGGCCGAGGGUCUUCCAGCUGAACUGGGUUCUGUGCUGGACUGA